Plasmodium vinckei vinckei is the source of this 1344-nucleotide messenger RNA. RefSeq names its product histone deacetylase 1, putative. The transcript has a single exon. NCBI's taxonomy places the organism in Eukaryota, Apicomplexa, Aconoidasida, Haemosporida, Plasmodiidae. Gene Ontology annotation, molecular function: histone deacetylase activity. Bases 1 to 1344 code for a protein of 447 amino acids. The record is from RefSeq and is a predicted model, not a curated record.
AUGUCGAAUAGGAAAAAAGUAGCAUAUUUCCAUGACCCUGAUAUAGGUAGCUAUUAUUAUGGAGCGGGUCAUCCUAUGAAGCCUCAAAGAAUUCGAAUGACACAUUCGUUAAUUGUAUCAUACAAUUUAUAUAAAUAUAUGGAAGUAUAUAGGCCUCAUAAAAGUGAUGUGAAUGAGUUAACUUUAUUUCAUGAUUAUGAAUAUAUUGAUUUUUUAUCAUCAAUAUCUAUGGAAAAUUAUCGAGACUUCACAUACCAAUUAAAACGGUUUAAUGUUGGAGAAGCUACUGAUUGCCCAGUUUUUGAUGGCCUUUUUCAAUUCCAACAAUCAUGCGCAGGUGCAUCGAUUGAUGGUGCAGCGAAAUUAAAUCAUCAUUGUGCUGAUAUCUGCGUGAACUGGUCAGGUGGUUUACAUCAUGCAAAAAUGUCAGAAGCUAGUGGUUUUUGUUAUAUUAAUGACAUUGUUUUAGGAAUAUUAGAACUGCUAAAAUAUCAUGCUCGUGUCAUGUAUAUUGAUAUUGAUGUUCAUCAUGGGGAUGGAGUUGAAGAAGCUUUUUAUGUUACUCAUAGAGUUAUGACUGUAUCAUUCCAUAAAUUUGGUGACUAUUUUCCUGGUACAGGUGAUAUAACAGAUGUUGGAGUUAAUCAUGGAAAGUACUAUAGUGUUAAUGUGCCAUUAAAUGAUGGAAUAACAGAUGAAGCAUUUGUGGAUUUAUUUAAAGUUGUUAUAGACAAAUGUGUUCAGUCUUAUAAGCCUGGUGCUAUUAUACUUCAAUGUGGAGCAGAUAGUUUAACGGGUGAUAGAUUAGGAAGAUUUAAUUUAACUAUAAAAGGUCAUGCAAAAUGUGUUGAACAUGUACGUUCAUAUAAUUUACCAUUAUUAGUUUUAGGUGGUGGAGGAUAUACAAUACGUAAUGUAUCAAGAUGUUGGGCAUAUGAAACUGGAGUUGUUUUAAAUAAACAUCAUGAAAUGUCUGAUCAAAUUAGUUUAAAUGAUUAUUAUGAUUAUUAUGCACCUGAUUUUCAAUUACAUUUACAGCCAUCUAGUAUACCAAAUUAUAAUUCUCCUGAACAUUUAAGUAAAAUUAAAAUGAAAAUAACAGAAAACUUAAGGAAUAUUGAGCAUGCCCCAGGUGUUCAAUUCUCUUAUGUACCACCUGACUUUUUUGAUUCAGAUAUAGACGAUAAAAGUGAUAAAAAUCAAUACGAACUUAAAGAUGAUAGUGGAGGUGGUAGAGCAGCAGGAACAAGAGGAAAAGAACAUUCAUCUAGCCAUCAUCUAAGGCGAAAAAAUUAUGAAGAUGAUUUCUUCGAUAUGUCAGACAGAGAUCAAGGAAUUAUUUAA